Molecule: messenger RNA, 12084 nt
Organism: Caenorhabditis remanei
Lineage: Eukaryota; Metazoa; Nematoda; Chromadorea; Rhabditida; Rhabditidae
Exons: 22
Coding region: 1-12084 (4027 amino acids)
Biological process (GO): DNA repair; regulation of DNA-templated transcription
Cellular component (GO): nucleus; NuA4 histone acetyltransferase complex; SAGA complex
Molecular function (GO): transcription coregulator activity; protein binding
Source: RefSeq, a predicted model, not a curated record
AUGGAUCCUGGAACAUCGUCACCGAUCCACCGAUCCAUGCCACCUGAGAGCCGAGGAAUCUCAUUGUCAGAGCUUGAGAAUCGAAUUCAGAACCUUGUGGAUGGCCAACAACGAGAUGAUGUCAAAUUGAGAAUGCUCCAGGAAAUUUGGGUUGCUAUCGAAAACCACUUCACAUCACAUACACAUGCGAAAGUUGUCGAAAAACUCAUUCUCUCAUUCCUGGCGCUCUUCUGCAACACAAGUCCACAGUUCAUCUCUGAGAAUAAUACACAGAUGCUCCGAAAAUUGAUGUUGGAAAUUAUUCUGCGCUUGUCAAACGUGGAAGCAGUCAAGGUUCAUAGCAAAGAAAUUAUCAAGCAGAUGAUGCGACUGAUCGCUGUCGAAAAUGAAGAAAAUGCAAUAAUCGCCAUUAAGAUUGUACAAGAUCAAGGUAGAAACUCUGGAAAAAUGCAAUAUUGCGCAGAAGUUCAAUCGAUUAUGCAGACAUUCAAGACGAUGGUUGCCGACUUAACAGCUAGUGGACGUUCAAAAGAAAUGUUUCUAAAUAGAGAAAUGACAACUCCACCUCAAACAAGUUCUGAUGAACAACUUAUCACUGAAUAUUUGAAGACGUGCUACUACGCUCAACAAGUAAACCUGAAUGGGAAAGAUCCGAAGAAACCAGUAAAGUAUAGCUUGAUUCCCUCUGCGCAUCAAUCUACUAAAGUUCUCAAUGAAAUUCCUUAUCUUAUCAUAUUCUUCUAUCAACACUUCAAAACAGCAAUCCAAACGGAAGCUCUCGAAUUUAUGCGUCUCGGAUUCGAAUUUCUCAAUGUCCCUAUCCCAGCUGACAAGCAAAGAGUCAACGAGGCACUUUGUGAUGAUUUCGUGAGCGCCCAGUCAAGACUUUUGUCAUUUGUGAAUAUCAUGGCAAAAAUACCGGCGUUUAUGGAUAUGAUUCAACAGAACGGAGAAGCUCUAGUUUCCGGAACAAUGCAAAUGUUGGAAUUUUGCCCACCUGACCUGAUAUCAGUCAGACGAGAAGUUCUUAUGGCUCUCAAAUACUUCACAUCGGGAGAAAUGAAGUCUAAAUUCUUUCCAAUGCUCCCACGCCUCAUAUCCGAACAUGUUGUUCUUGGAACGGGCUUCACAGCCAUUGAGCAUUUGCGAGUGUUCAUGUAUCAAAUGCUCGCUGAUCUUCUACACCACAUGAGAAGUAAAAUAAAUUAUGAAAUGAUUACACACGUUGUGUUUGUUUUCUGUCGGACUCUACACGAUCCAAACAACUCUUCGCAAGUUCAAAUCAUGUCAGCACGUCUUCUCAAUUCUCUCGCAGAAUCUCUCAGCAAAAUGGAUGCGCAUGAUGCGACAAGAGACCUGCUCAUCGAGAUUUUGGAAACCAACGUGGCCAAACUUAAGAUUCUCGCCGUGUAUCACAUGCCGAUCCUUUUCCAACAAUACGGAACAGAAAUCGAUUACGAAUACAAAAGUUACGAGAGAGAUACUGAGAAACCAGGAAUCAAUAUCCCGAAAGAAACUAUAAGAGGAGUACCGAAGAGAAGACUUCGAAAAUUAUCAAUCGACUCUGUGGAGGAGUUGGAGUUAGCCACAACUUCUUCUGUUCCUAAGAAACCGGAAAAUCAACUCCCUACUCCAACAAAGGAAAACACAAAGAAAACUUCUCCAGAAGAUAUUCUGACCAACAUGUGUGCAUUAACUCCUCCUCCACUCCCGAUUGGCGAUGCUCGAACUCUGAUCAAAUACAUUAUGCAUACCUGUAAAUUUGUCACUGCACAAUUGAGGACCAGUCGACCUGCAAAAGAUAUGUAUCACUGUGCAAAAGAGCGAGAUUUGUUCGAGCGACUUCUUCGUUAUGGUGUAAUGUGUAUGGAUGUAUUCGUUUUACCGCAAACUCGAAAUCAACCACAAUCACACUCUUCAAUGAGAACAAAGGAUGAGAAAGAUGCUCUCGAGUCAUUGGCCAAUGUUUUUACAACUAUUGAUCAUGCAGUGUUUCGGGAGAUUUUCGACAAAUAUAUGGAUUUCUUGAUCGAGCGAAUUUACAAUCGGAACUAUCCUCUUCAACUGAUGGUUAACACAUUCCUGGUUCGCAAUGAAGUCCCAUUCUUUGCUUCGACGAUGUUAUCCUUCUUGAUGUCACGAAUGAAGCUGUUGGAAGUGAGCAACGAUAAAACGACACUAUAUGUAAAGUUGUUCAAAAUCAUUUUCUCGGCUAUUGGUGCAAACAAUUCCGGUCUGCAUACUGACAAGAUGCUCACUUCAUACCUUCCUGAAAUCCUGAAACAAUCCACGGUUUUAGCACUGACGGCUCGUGAGCCUCUAAAUUAUUUCCUACUACUUCGUGCGCUUUUCCGUAGUAUUGGUGGUGGGGCACAAGACAUUUUAUAUGGAAAGUUCCUGCAGUUGUUGCCAAAUCUUCUACAGUUUCUUAAUAAGCUUACGUCUUGUCAACAUCGAAUUCAAAUGCGUGAACUCUUCGUAGAGCUCUGUCUCACUGUUCCUGUCAGACUCAGCUCCCUGCUACCGUAUCUCCCACUUCUAAUGGACCCACUAGUUUGUGCAAUGAAUGGCAGUCCGAAUAUAGUGACACAAGGACUGCGGACAUUAGAAUUGUGUGUCGACAAUCUUCAGCCAGAGUAUUUGCUUGAAAACAUGAUGCCCGUCCGUGGUGCUCUUAUGCAAGGACUCUACCGAGUUGUGGCAAAAGCUCCUGAUGCAGCAUCGAUGACCGUCGCAUUCAGACUUCUCGGAAAGUUUGGAGGAGCUAAUAGAAGACUUUUGAAUCAACCUCAAAUUCUUCAAUUUUCUCGUCAUCCUGACUCGUUUGUAAACAUGGAGUUUUCGAACCUUGGACUAGAUGGCCCUCAUAGUAUACAUCUGCCGCUGUCCGAGCUGAUGAGAGUAGCAGCUGAUCAAAUGAGAUAUCCUGCCGAUCAAAUUCUCAACAUGAAUGCGACAAACAUUCCAUCAACUCAAAUGAAGAAGUGGUGCAUGGAGUUAUCGAAAGCUGUGUUGUUUGCUGGUUUUGGUUCAUCUGGAUCAACUGUUGUUCCAGACAAACAGCUUCCUAAAAUUCUGAAAAAAUUGCUCGCUGAAUUUGAUGUCAAUAAUCGAACGACGAAACAAUAUACGUGUAUCAAAGAAAACGAUCGAGAGCUUUUUGUGAACGCCCUCUUGACAAUGGCUUAUGGAAUUUGGAACAAAGAUGGAUUCCGUCAUACUUAUAACAAAUUCUUCAACAGUGUAGUCCGCCAAUUCGCACUAAUCGGAGUCAUUGAAUAUGUCGGUGGAAAUGAUUGGAUGGCUGAUGCUGACAUAAACCUAAGCCUUUGUCUCGAUUCAUCGGUUCUCGUUGAUGCAUUAAUUAUCUGUCUCUCUGAAACCACAACAGGAUUCCUAUAUGCUGGUAUUACGGUCCUACGUCUUAUCAACGAUGUUAUGACAUUAGCACUGCCUGAUGUCAAUCUAAUGUCGAAAGUUCCAUUAUGCAGAUAUUUGAUGGAGAAAGUGUUCAAGUUGUGUCAUGGUCCAUCGUGGUUCGCUCGAUGUGGUGGAAUUCAGGCUCUCUCGUGUAUGAUUGAACAUUUUCCACGAAAGUUUGUAAUGGAUUUUGUUAUUGAUGUCGUCGAUUCGAUCAUCGAAGUAAUUUUGGGAGUAGUUGAGGAGAUUUCGAGUGGAGCUGCGGAGUCUGCAUUCGAUUGUCUCGAAACGAUGAUGUGUGUUUACUUCAUUGGCAACGAAGGAGAGGAAGAAAGUAAUCUCACAUUGGCUUCGAUUUUCAUCGCAAGCAUCUCCAAACAUUAUUUCCAUAGUAAUGAGAAAGUCAGAGAAUACAUGGCGAGACUGAUGGAUCGUUGUUUAACCUUUUCAAGACUUGCUCCAGACCGUGAAAAAUUCUACUAUCGAUUCAAAAGUUACUUUGAGCCUGAAUUGAUCCGAAUUUUAACAACACUACCAACUAUGUCGUUGACUGAUGCUUCAGGAAGUCUUGAUAGUCUCCAGAGUUUCAUGUUUAUCUGCCCAGAUGGAUUCGAAUUCGAGACGGAUACGAAUUUAUACCGAAGAUACUUAGUUCACCUCCUUGAUAUAGCUCAAACGGAUACUCAUACAAUCAACCAAAGAAACGGAUUCAAGAAAUGUGAAACUUGUCCUUCUCAUUUCCUUCCACCAUUCCCAAUCACAUACCAUAUCGAUUCAAUGCGUGCUAGCGCUUUCCAAUGUCUUGUAAUCGCGUAUGAUCGUCUGAGAAAACAACUGGAUACAUCGAAAGAUAUACAAGGAGAACAAGUGAUGAGUGAAAUUCUGGCAUUGUCUUCCCCGAAGAUUACAGUGGAUCAAAUAUUCGAAAAUAACGAAUCUUGGAGAAGACUGAUGACAGUGUUAUUGAGAGCUGAUACCGACAAAGAAGUUCCACCCGAAAUCGCUGAGAAGGUUCAUGAGGCCCUGAUGAAAAUUGCACCAAUUCCUACUAAUAUAAUUGCUACAUUUGGAGCAAACAUUAUUCGAAAUAUCAGCCGAGUGCACGAUGAUAAUGAUUCAGAUCGCACGAUAUCAUACCACGACAUCAGAAAGUUCAGUAUUCUUGUAGAGUUGAAUCCACGAAUACUCGUCAAGAACAUGGCAUUAAACUUGGCUAACCAAAUGAUUCAAUACAAGAUGAACGAAAAGAUUGCGAAAACGUUUGUUCUUCCUGUUGGCACACCAGAAGCAGAGGUAGAGGAAUUUGAAGCUGAGAAGAAAAAGGGAAUCCGAGAAUUGGACAAAAUUGCUUUCACUGCAAAGAUGCUCGCCGGAUGUCCUAUGCCAAUUAUCACAGAAGAAAUCAUCAUCGAUAUUGCUCGUUUUGCAGCUCAUUUCGAAUACACAUACUCACAAGACGUUCUUGUGAAUUGGAUGGAUGAUGUUGCUUUGAUUCUGAACAAAAGUCCUAUUGACGUCUGGCAAUUUUUCUUGAGUCCUGAAUCGAUAAAUGAUCCUGCUCGCCGAUCUUUGAUUAGGAGAAUUAUUAUCUUCCCAGCAAGUGAACCACUGAGAGAAGAGUUCAUGGACAACAAAGACUAUUUAACGCGGCUCAUCGACGCCGAUGGAAUCUAUUUCAAAAAUGAUGAUACUGUGAAGAUCUGUGCUCGUGAAAUGUUUGCGCUAUCACUUGUGGAUCGAAUCUCAAAAAUAAGCCCUGAAUGGCUAUCAUCUGAAUUAUCCCCGAUUCUGGAGUUGAAAAACUUUUUCAAGAGUAAGGAGUUCAAUGAACGUUACUCGGUUCGGACGAUAACAGAAGAUACAGAUGACAAACACGAGAUUCGAGUUAUAAGUAUGACAGAGGACAAGUACAAAGUUCCAAAACUCUGUGCUAAGAUUUUAAUUCGAUAUCUUAGAGAUAAUAUCAAAGAAUAUGAUACUUUCUUCGAUCUCGUCUCAGUGUUCAUGGGAAGAUUCCAGACCGAUUUCUCAUUUGUUCGCGAGUUUUUCGAAGUUGAAGUCAUUCCCAAAAUGCCAUUGUGGUGGAGAAGAGAAAUAUUCAUUCAUGUCAUGGUUCUGUUCGAAGAUUGUCCAAAAAAAGUGGAGAGAGACUUGAGAAUGGUCAAAGCUCUUCAGUAUUUGGUUAUUCCAUCUCUGCAAUGGGCUUUUGAAAGAUAUGAUAGCGAUGAAAUUGUGGGAGCCGCUCCAAUAGAUGACACGGAAUCGUCCCUAGACGCUGAUUCUAGUGCCAACAAGGACAAUCUUGUCGCGCGUCUCACUUCAGUAAUACAAGCACAUCGAUUGAAUCUCAGUGAUGGAAUGAUAAUUGUAUUUUAUCAAAUGUGCACUCUCUUCGUUCAACAUGCAGCAGAGCAUAUUCACAACAAUAACUGCAAGAAACAGGGCGGACGUCUUCGAAUCUUAAUGUUGUUCGCUUGGCCAUGCCUCCAGUCACCAAAUCGUCAGGACCCAACAAUGCGAUAUACAGGAUUCUUCUUUCUUGCAAACAUCAUAGAACGUUUCACAAUAAAUCGCAAGAUUGUUCUGCAAGUGUUCAACCAACUCAUGACGACUUUCCAACAAGAUACCAGAGAUCAGGUCCGCAGAGCAAUUGAUAUUCUGACGCCUGCAUUACGAUUGAGAAUGGAGGAUGGACAUACUCAAAUUUGUAAUCAUGUAAAGAAAAUUCUGAUAGAGGAGUCGCACUGUCUUCAACACAUCCAACAUAUGUUCCACAUGAUUGUUCGAAACUAUCGCGUUUACUAUCACAUACGCAAUGAUCUUCUGACAGCUCUUCUGAGUGCAGUCCAAAGAGCUCUUUUGAUGCCGAACAGUGCAGCUGACAAUUGGCAAACGAGACGACAAGCACUUGAAAUUUGUGAGGUUAUUGUCAAAUGGGAAAUGUUCAAAUUUCAAAAGCAGGAUCACGUCAUCACUGAUGAGGAAGCUCUUGAAGUGGAUAGGCAAUAUGAACUACUUCGUUCUGCGAGUACAAGUGCACUUCUUGAUUUUGAAGAUCCUCAAAGUAAAAGAGAUAUACCCGAUGCUCAGCGAGUCAUCAAACAAGAACAUGCUGAUACUGUCGUGAAUAUGCUUAUGAGAUUCUGUAUGACAUUCCAUCAGAGUCAUUUAGCCUUUAUGAGUAAUCAACCUCAAGGUGGCGCAUUGGUCAAAAGCUGUCAGAUUCUUCUUCGUGUUGCACUUCGUUCAAGCAUUUGGGGAGACUACGUAAAUAUCCAUGUUAAUUCGAUUGAGAAGUGUCUUCAUGUCCCACUGGAACUGGCGCCGAAACCAAAUGAAAUUCAGUCGAUUCCAUUGGCUCUAGCCUUAUCAAGUUCGCAAUAUUCAAUGGAAAUGCUAAUUGUAAUCAUUCCCGUAAUGCCGAAACACACUUUAAUGGCAAUGAUGGAACCAUUGCAACGAGCACUUUGUAUCUGUCUCAAUAGCUCACAGAUCGUCCAUCAGGGCCAGAUUCUCCGUUACAUCACACAAAUUGUCAGUCGCCUGUGCGAAAAAACCGCAGUGUCUGCGACUGGAUUUGAUGAGCUUGGAAUUCUCAAUCAGCAUAUCUUCAAAUUUCUGCAGGAUAGUUUCAUGGCCAUCGGAAAAAAUCCAGCUUCGCCAAUGAUGUCAGUUGUCGGAUCUUUCUCCCUUGCUAGAGCAAUCUGUGCACACGAGCCAUCCUAUUUGGAUACUGUAAUGGUUCCUUUUCUUAAAGUGAUGAUUAGAGCUACCAAAGAACACUUGAGCUAUGUGGCAGCCGGACAACAAGGUCCUAUCGUGAAAAAUAUUGCUGAAUUACUGUCGGUAUGUAUGGAUCUAAUGCGUCGGAGAACGAAAAGCAUCGCGCUUGAUACGAAAAAGUCGAUGGUCAACGAUAUUGUAGCCGAGCUAAUAUACAAAUCCUCAAGUGACAAAAUUCUGCAAGCAAGUGUGAAGCUACUCGGAGCAUUGCUGAGUGUAGAAGAUAUGGACUUUACACUCAACACACUACUUCCACAUAUUGCUGAUAUUCAAUCAAAGAUUGUUCAAAAGUUCAAAACCAGUAAAGAUCUGAUUGCUGACUUCUUGGUUGUCGUUCUCCAAGUCUUCGCGAAUAACGAAUGGAGGACUUCGGAACAUGGAUCUCUUCUCUGGGAAGGCUUCUUUUGGGGACUCAAAAGCGGUGAUCCUCAAACAAGAGAAAAUUUCUCCAUCGUUUGGGAACAGACAUGGCCACACAUGGCUACCGUUGAUUUGCGACAUCGAAUGAAGUAUAUCUUGCAAGAUCAGGAUUGGUCCAGAUUUAAGCAUACUUAUUGGUUGAAAUUCGCUCUUUGGGCAGUGCUGAGAACCAUAUCCAAAAGACCAACCGAUUCAAACACUCAAAAGAAAAAAGUGGUGAUGCUGAGCUGUGCAACGCCGUGGAGAACAAUUGAAUACGCAGCUAGAUUGAAUCAACAACAGUCAAUGGAAGUUGAUGAGCCAGUUAAGUUGGAAGAACCAGAACCCAUGGAAGUUGAUGAGACGAGGCCAGAGAAUGUAGACGAUGCCAAAGAAAAUGAGACAUUAACUUUGGAUCGUUUGCUGGAAGAACAGCAAAAUCUUCUCGAGGAAGCCUCUCAAUUCGAUUUCGCUGAUGUUUUGGACACUGUUUCACAAAUAACGUUUGGUCUAAGCGAUAAUAGUAUCACUAGCAAAAUUUGGAUUGAGUUCUUCAAGUCAUUCUGGGACUCUUUAGACAGCUCGGAAAUUCAAGGUUUCAAAGAUAUGGUCAUUCCAUUUAUGAGUAGCGGUGUUCACAAUUGCUAUCAGACAGGAAAUCAAGAUAGCAGCGUUCUGGCGGUCUGGCUCGAAGCGGUUGGUGAGAAAGUAACAUUGCCGUCGAGGUUGAUUGAGUUCAUCUCAACAAAACACGAAUGCUGGCAUACUGGAAUCAAACUUCUGGAAGAUGUCAUUUGGGCGAUCCCGAAACAACUCAACAACCAUUAUCUUGGUGACUUGAACUGUGAUCCAGCGCUUAUCGAGAAUGUCGAAACGCUUGAAUCGUUGGCUUCUAUAUACAAUGAAAUAUCGGAAUUCGAUCAGUUAGCAACUGUCUGGGAACGUCGUGCAGUGUUUCAAGAAACGCUGCGAGCUAUGUCAGCUAUGCAACUUGGAGACAUGGAGGGUGCUGCGAGCAUUUUAGAAGUCGCAAUGUGCAAGGAAGCGGAAAAAGUGUCAUCGCAUACAGACAAUCAUAUAACUCCAGUUUACGAUAAAGAGUAUGAUCAUUGGAUGGAUAUGUAUGUUUCAAGUUGUUCUGAGCUUCUCCAAUGGCACACUGUGGCUGAUGUUUGUAAUAGUAGAGAUAUGCAGAAUGUUCGAGGUCUUAUUAACGCUGCUUCUCAUAUACCUGAUUGGAAUGUAGUGGAAGAGUGCAAAAAUCAGAUUGCCGGAUGCAUUCCUCCAGAUUUUCAUCUUGACUACACUAUUUACAAUUUGAUGUGCACUGUUAUGAAAAUGGAUGAUCGUACAAGUAUGACAGAAGCAAAGAAGGAAUGCAAAAGAGUGUUGAACGAGUGCAUUGAUGCACAUAUCAGUAAAUGGAGAGCACUUCCUUCUUACGUUUCGUAUGGUCAUGUCAAGCUGCUGCAAUCGAUGAACUUGAUUCGUGACAUUGAAGAAUCCACAGAAAUUCGGCUUGCACUCAUUGAACCACCAAGCAGAGUGGAUACCGGUUUGAUGCAGGAUAUGAAAACUUUGAUGAAAGCGUACCGUAAUCGAGCACCGACUACCGCCGAUGAAAUGGGAUUCGUAUCAACUUGGUAUGAUUGGAGAAAUCAAAUUCAUGGGAUGAUGCUUCAACGAUUCGAAUGGUUCGACAAAUCAGGGUUUAACAAUACCGGCAACGGAAAUCAAUCAAUUGUUCCAACUCACUCGAUGGCUCAAGCUCAAAUAAAUGUAGCGAGACAUGCGAAAAAUCUAGGUUUCUAUAACUUAACCAAAGAUCUUUUGAACAAACUCUCCGGAUUGACAACUAUUCCGAUGAUGGACUCCAUUGAUAAAGUUUGCACUUAUGGGAAAACACUUCGCGAAAUGGCAAUGUCCACUGAGGACGAAAAACUGAAGAAUGAGCUUCUCAAUGAAGCUCUGGAAGUAUUGGAAGAUGUUCGAAUUGAUGAUUUCCAAAAGGAACAAGUCGCCAGAUUGUAUUAUCACCGAGCCAAUAUUCAUUCAGUUCUUGGACAGACCCAAGUCGCUGACAAAACGUUCUCGGCUGCUAUUCAAUUGAUUGAUAUGCAAACCAGCAGUAACCCAACAGGAGUGAAGCUUAUGAGAAAUUGGGGACACCAUCUCAACAAACUUUUCUUCCAAUCUCCUGUGUGUAAAGAAACCAGUGAAAACUACGGUAGACAAGCUCUCGUAUGCUAUUUUGUGGCUGCUCGAGUUGAGAACGAUAUCAAAGCUCGAAAACCGAUUGCCAGAAUUAUGUGGUUGGCAAAACAUUUGUCAGCUUGUGGUGCGGAUGAAACUUUGAAUAGAGUUAUUAAAAAACAGCUACAUUCUUUGAAUCUAUUCAAUUGGCUUUAUUGGCUUCCACAAUUAGUUACGGCAGUUCGUCAUCAACCAAAAUCCAACUUCGUUUUUAUUCUUUGCAGAAUGGCUGCAGCCCACCCUCUUCAAACAUUUUAUCAUAUCUGUGAAGCUGUGUCUGUCGAAGACAUUGAUGCAGUUCUCAGAGAAGAUUACACUGAAGAAGAAAUGUCAAUGGAUGUUUCAGAUGACGAAGCGUUUGCCAAUGAUCCGCCGUUCGCAAGAAUCUUGAAAAUCUGUCUCAAGUACCGUCCAACUGAUAUACGAGUCUUCCAUCGCAUUAUGAAAGAACUUGACGAAAUGAAUGAAACUUGGACUGAGAGACACCUCCGAUUUGCGCUAGGUCUCAAAGCUCAAUUGUUCGAUGACUUUGCUGAACAAAUGGACGCAAACUUCCAAACAGUCCGUAUAUCAGAUACUGCUCAUUCAUUGAUUCAAACAUGGAAGAAGCAGCUAGAAGAAGAUUUCCAAUAUUUCGAGGAAAAUUACAAUCUUGAUUUUCUCGAAAUCCGCGCCAAACGGAAGUGUACUGUGACGAAAGGAUAUAUGGGAGAUGAAAAGAGUCAAAUUAUGUUCGAAAAAGAGUUGACUCAAGUGUUCACUGAUCCGUUAGAUAAUAUUGACGAAUUAACAUUUGUCACCAAUCAGACACGCGAAAUCAUCCCCGAAUUGGAUAUUCGUUCACUUCAAUCGAACAAUCCACGUGCAUUCUGCGGUAAAGUUCUGGAAUGGAUUCGAAAGAUUCGUUAUCGUUUUGAAAUCCUCCCAAAACGAAUUCCACUCGAGUCGUCUAGUCCAUUCCUUGCACGAUUCAGUCAUCGUACCAGUUGUAUCGAAAUGCCAUACGACCUUUUCAAUGUAAUUCGUGCAAAGAAUCCCACCUUGAUGGCUACUAAUCAAACCGGUCAAUACAUAUCAAUGCUUUCUCGUUUCGAGCCAAACUUUGAAGUUACUGUGAAAAGUGGACAAGUUAUGCGAAAAAUCUACUUAAGAGGACAGACUGGAAAGAGUGCUGCAUUUUAUCUGAAGAAGUCUGUUCAGGAUGAGAAAACAAAUCGAGUACCACAACUCUUCAAACAUAUGGACCACCUUCUUCAAAACGACCGAGAAGCUGCUAAAAGACAUUUGCAUGUUCCAACAUUCCUGCAAAUGAGAGUUGGCAAAAGGACAACACUCUACGAGAUUGCUUCUGUUCAACCGUAUGCAAUGCCUCACGAUUGUGCAAGAAACUAUCCAGCUUCUCAAAUAGAAAUAGUUCAUCCAUAUGACGUUUUUUCGAACACUUUCAAUGGGUUGUUCUCUCCAGAUGAUAUGGUUCUUCAUUACUUUGAAAGGUUCGCUGCAAUGGCCGAUAAAAUUGGAACACCACUUGAUGAUUUCAUGGCGCCUCAAGACAAUAGGCCGACUUCGAAAAAAGUUGAAAUUCAUCACUUGCAGCAUUACAUUUAUAAUGACUUGAUCAGGGACAUAACACCGUUCCGUACUCUAACUAUGCAUCUAUCUGCGCAGUAUACGGAUCCAGUGAUGUACUAUGCAAUGCGAAAGCAGUUCGUUCACAGUUUUGCUGUGCUCUCCACUAUUGAAUAUCACUGUAAUCUGACACCCAUGGGACUUCAUCAAAUGUUGAUCACGCUGAACACAGGAGUUCUUACCAAUCCUUGGUAUCGCUUUGAGCUUGGUAAAAAACCAGCUCUUCCUGAAAUAGAACAUUUCGCACAUGAAGUACCUUUCCGAUUGACUCCUAAUUUAUCGAUUCUGAUCGGAGUUGCACAGGAUGGAGACUUAUUAUGGAGUAUGGCAGCUGCCGCUAAAUGCCUAAUGAAGAAGGAACCAGAAGUAGUCAUGAGAUCAUUGCUCUGGGAUGAAUAUGCCAACAAUGUAGAUUCAACAGAUAUGAUUUACGUUUGCCACGCCACAAACUCAUACGUCAAUUGUUUUGAGAAUAAAGUGGCAAUGACACAUCGACCAGAUGCAAAAAUCAAGAAAGACGACUGCAUUUCAUUGAUUAUUCGAGCAAAAGACGUUGAUAAUCUCUCGAGAAUGCCACCAACAUACCAACCUUGGUUCUAA